This is a messenger RNA of Hydra vulgaris (swiftwater hydra), 1313 nucleotides long. NCBI's taxonomy places the organism in Eukaryota, Metazoa, Cnidaria, Hydrozoa, Anthoathecata, Hydridae. The record is from RefSeq and is a predicted model, not a curated record.
GUAACCUUGUUCUAUAUAUAAAGACGCGCCAUUUCAUCAGUCUAUGCAGAUUUGUUGAACGAAAACGAGCCAUUGCGAAACAGAAAGCAGGAAGAAAAAAAAAUGAAAGUGAUAAUUGGCGUUGUUUUGCUGUUUGUAGUGACACAUGGUUUAGAUAAGCUGAUAGGUCCUGACGAAAAAAAUUUACAAAAAGAGGGGUUACUAGCUGCAUUUCCUGUAUUGGCUAAGUCAUACAAAAUUUCGUUUGAUUUAAAACCGAAUUCAUACUCAUAUGGUUUUCAUAAUGUUAUUCAUUUCGUUGUUGGUAAUGAUUUCAGUAGAUAUAGAAAUAGUACUCCAGCACUUUCGUUUUACGAGGAUAAAUAUAAUUCUGAAGGCUUUUACAUUGCUACAUCUAUAAAUGGAAAUCCUAACAGAGGAAUAUAUACCGAUGCACUUCCACUCAAUGAGUGGACAAACGUUGUUAUUAGUCAACAACGUAAUAAUAGCAAAUAUGUUUUCACAAUCGAUCUAAAUGGAACAAAUGUGUUUACUGAAAGGAACAACAAACCCCAAAAUUUUAACAAUGUCAAAGUUUUUGCUUCAGAUCCUUGGUAUCCAUCUCAUGAUGGAUCAAUAAAAAAUCUAAUUAUUGAAAAUGGGGAGCUAGGUGAAUCAUUUGCGAAAGCUCUAUGGACUCAUUACUAUGUGGACAAUUCAGAAUAUGACAUCGUGAGACUGAAGAGAAACAACUUGGUUGCGAGUUUGUCAACUUUAGAAAAAGCAUUUUAUGUUCGUUUUGAUUUAAAACUUGACAGUUUUUCAGAUGGAUAUAGAAGUGUCAUUCAUUUGACAAUGGGAGGAAAUGAUUUAAUGUACGGUGAUCGAAUUCCUGGCGUUUGGAUUUUUAAUAAAAGGUUACACGUUGCUUUUGCAUUAAAAGGUCAUGAAACAUUUAAAUCUAAACCACUUUUCCUAGACGAGUGGAUAAAUGUUAAAAUAGAGCAAACUGUUGAAUCAGGGAGAGCUUAUUUUAAAAUAUUUAUUAAUCACAAUAAAGUAUAUGAAGUACAAAACUAUAACGCACGAGUAUUUACAAAUAUCGACGUAUACGCUGGAGAUCCAUGGUAUGAAGCCCAGCAUGGCUUAAUCAAAAACUUCGAUGUCUGGAAUACCUGGAUUUACGGGAAUGAUGAACCGAAAAAAAGUUUGAAAAAAGACGCCUUAAGAAAAAAGACAGUUGGGUACAAAUUUUAAAUUGUUACAAAGACUUUUUUCCUACUUUGAAUAUGUAUUUUUUUAAUAAAAAAAAAAAAAUCAUCUCUCGCAUUGUA